UACGAGUGUACUUCUAACCCUUGAGCCCUCUCUUUCCAUCAUUAAUUGAGCAGGCUCGCCGUAGGUAUUAAGAGCAUUUAUCCUUCAUCGAAUCAUCGUUGGAUAACGCCGACAUGCCCGUGUCAUAACCGACAAAUAGGAUUGCAUAUAUACCCACCUUGGCACACGUUGUCAGCAGUCCCUAAUAUUCGGCUUCGGCGUUUCUACUUCUCGUGUUUUCAGAGGUAUAGGAGUACCCAGAGUCUCUUGUUUUGGCUGUAUUUCCAGGUCGAAAUCCUUCUCUAUCUAUUGAAAGGGCUGUCUGAAGGUUUCAACAACCUAUAGGCUCCUACAGAUCUCCCACCAUAUCAGGGAGUGGAAGUCUGUUAUUAACCAUUCCGUUUCGACUCAGCUUAUCUUAUAAGAGCAGAUGAACCAGCGGGGCAAUGUUGGGACUAGAGAAUUCCAUGAUUGGGAGCUUCAUAGCUCACUUUUGGCUACCUCUAAUUGUAUCAGCAGUUCUCAUACGGCUGGUUAGGAAUCGGUACCACAAUGGCUUGAACAAGUACCCCGGCCCCUUUCUGGCUUCGCUGACAGAUCUGUGGCGAUUUUGGGAUGUUUAUGGACAACGACCUGACAUAACACAUCGAAAGUUACACGCAAAGUAUGGCGAUGUGGUACGUCUAGGACCUAAUUCUCUGUCCAUUGCGGACCCGAAGGCCCUCAAGACAAUAUAUGGCCUCAAUAAGGGAUUUGUCAAGUCCGAUUUUUAUGUCGUCCAGCAAUCAGUAGUCAAGGGGAAUUCCCUCGCCUCGCUAUUUAGCACGACGGAUAACAGCUUCCACGCCCAAUUUAGACGAUGCGUCAAUUCAGCCUUUGCUAUGUCUGCGUUGGUACAGUACGAGCCUUUUGUUGAUAAUACGACCAAGCUGUUCCUCAAGCAAACGGAGCGCCUCUUUGCAGGUAACCCGGAAGGAUGCGAUUUUACACGAUGGUUACAGUUCUACGCCUUCGAUGUUAUUGGCGAGAUUACUUAUAGUAAGCGCCACGGGUUUGUUGAGAAAAACGAGGAUAUCGACGGUAUAGUUGAUUAUUUGGGGAGUUUAUUCCUCUAUGUUGCGCCGAUUGGCCAGAUCCCGUGGCUCGAUCGCGUUUUUCUUAAAAAUCCCAUCUACCUGAAAUUGUCCCAAUGGGGGUUCAUUGAUGCUACUUUCCCCGUUGCGCGGUUCGCCCGCGCUCGUAUGGCCGAGCGUCUUGGACCUAAUCUUUCAGGUGACCCUUCCAAGCCUCUUCUUCCAGUUUCUACCGAAGGAAAAGCAGAACCCAAGUCGCCUGAUCUGCUUUCCAAGUUUUUCGCUGCACACGAUGCCCGACCAGAUUUCAUGAACGAUACUUUGGUACAGACCAUGGCUGUGUCUAUGGCAUUCGCUGGCUCUGAAACGACCGCCAUAUCGCUAGCCAGCGUCUUUUACUAUCUGCUACGAAACCCAUCUGCGCUCUCGAAGCUACGAAAGGAGCUCGACGAUGCAGCUUUGUCGGGUGUCUUUAGCGAUUACGAAACAGGUCUCGUGACAUGGACUGAGAGCCAGAAGCUACCGUAUCUCGAUGCUUGCAUUAAAGAGGCGUUCCGGUUACAUCCAGCAGCUGGCUUGCCGCUCGAGCGCAUUGUUCCUGAGCCUGGUGUUGAGAUUGCAGGUCAUUAUGUCAAGGGUGGGACGAUUGUUGGUUGCUCCGCGUGGAUCAUACAUCGCCGCCCGGAGAUCUGGGGCGAGGAUGUCGACACAUUCCGACCAGAACGAUGGCUAGUAGAUGAGAAACUUACAGGUGCUAAGAAAGAAGAGCAGGAACGUCGCAUACGUGAGAUGAAUGGCAUGAUGUUCCAAUUCGGCAUGGGCGCUCGUACAUGUAUUGGGAAGAACAUUAGCUUGCUGGAGAUCUACAAGGUCGUCCCGAGCUUGCUCCGGCGGUUCGACAUCCAAUUCAAAGACCCCAAUCAAGAGUGGAAGCUGGUGAAUGCGUGGUUCGUCAAGCAGCAGAAUUUCCAUGCUAUGUUCGAAGUGCGAGAUUUGGUAAAGCCACCGAAGGAGAAACACGCCAUAUCGUAGGGAGGGUU
Messenger RNA from Daldinia caldariorum, 2092 nucleotides. RefSeq names its product cytochrome P450. Gene Ontology annotation, molecular function: iron ion binding; monooxygenase activity; heme binding. The record is from RefSeq and is a predicted model, not a curated record. The transcript has 4 exons. Bases 426 to 2084 code for a protein of 552 amino acids. NCBI's taxonomy places the organism in Eukaryota, Fungi, Ascomycota, Sordariomycetes, Xylariales, Hypoxylaceae.